CUCGCUGGCUAAACCCUCUCUCUGUGUCUCUCUGAGGUUGCAGAGCCGAUAGAAGAACGAAAUAGGGCAGCCAUGUUUCAGGGAAGACUGGUAUCAUCGCUUCUGAGGACGAGGAGGAUCGUAAAUAGAGCUUUAGAUACGCAUAUCCAGUUGAGGGAGUUGACCAAUCGGCAACACUCGAGAUAUUUCUCUUCUUCCUCCUUUUCUUCUUCUUCAAUUGCAAGGACUGGCUUUUAUGGAUAUAGAUCUCUGUCCAAGGGUCCUUGUGUUCCAUCUUUUAGGAAUAUGUGCACCGUUGCUUCUCUUGGCAUGGAAAGCAAGGAGGGAUUGAAACUGCUAGUAAUCGGAGGAUCUCGUGCUCAAAAAAUGGUUGGAAUAUGGCUUUUUGGUUCAGCUGCAUGGGUUUUUAGUAUGGUGGUGCUUGGUGGAAUUACUCGCCUGACUCGAUCUGGUCUUUCAAUGACUGACUGGAAAUUCACUGGUAACCUCCCUCCUUUAUCAGAUGAAGAAUGGUUGCAUGAAUUUGAGAAAUAUAAGCAGUCACCCGAGUAUAUACGUAUAAACAAGGGGAUGAAUAUUGAAGAUUUCAAAUUCAUUUAUUGGAUGGAGUAUGCACAUCGAAUGUGGGGAAGGGCCCUCGGUGUCAUGUUUGCAUUGCCAUUUUCUUAUUUCCUUCGUAAGGGAUUUAUUACCUUAAGACUUGGUACGAGGCUUUCUGCUCUUUUUGCCCUUGGCGCAGGUCAGGGCCUGAUUGGCUGGUGGAUGGUCAAAAGCGGUUUAGAGGAGCCUGCACAUGAGUAUGCUGAACCGAGAGUGAGCCCUUACCGUCUUGCUGCUCAUCUUACUUCUGCAUUCGUCAUCUACAGUGGCCUGUUUUGGACAGCUCUAGAUGUUGUUAUGCCUGAGCCUCCUGCUGAAUCAAUUGCUUGGGUUCGUGGGGCCGCAAAAGUAAAAAAGUUUGUCCUUCCUGUAAGCUUCAUCGUAGGCAUUACAGCUGUCUCAGGAGCAUUUGUUGCGGGAAAUGAUGCUGGGCGCGCCUAUAACACAUUUCCAAAGAUGGGUGAUACAUGGAUUCCGGAUGAUAUAUUCUCCAUGAAGCCACUGAUUCGCAAUUUCUUUGAGAACACGUCGACUGUGCAGCUCGACCAUCGCAUUCUUGCAACAGCCACCUUGAUAUCAAUAGGCACUUUGUGGUGGUCAACAAGAAAGUUGGACAUACAUCCUGCAAUUCGAUCUUUAAUUGGCAGCACAGUCGGCAUGGCUGCACUUCAGGUCACCCUAGGGAUAUCGACACUCUUAUCGUAUGUUCCUGUAUCACUGGGUAGUGCACAUCAGGCUGGUGCUUUGACACUUCUAACACUGAUGAUCCUGCUGAAUCACACUGUGAGGAAGCCAUCCAUGUCCCUCCUUAAAUCAUUACCUCAAGUAGCAAAGGCAACUUGACCACUCCACAAUUUUCUGAGUAAAUACUUCAACUGAUUAGUUAUUGGAUUUUAGAACUGCCUUGGUUAAUAAGCCAUUGAUGUUGUAAUUGAGUGGUCGGUACAAUAUUGUUCAGUUAAUCUGCCAUUGAUGUUGCAAUGGAGCGUACACUUUGUCCGAAUAUUGCAGCUUGGACAAAACAGUGGAUACUGCUUCAGAUAUUUAGCUAGCUUGGUUUACUUGUAUCAAUAGUUGGCUUAGUUGACUUCCCACCUUCUAUAGUCCCUGCUAUGUUUCUUCUUUCU
Molecule: messenger RNA, 1727 nt
Organism: Tripterygium wilfordii
Lineage: Eukaryota; Viridiplantae; Streptophyta; Magnoliopsida; Celastrales; Celastraceae
Product: cytochrome c oxidase assembly protein COX15
Exons: 7
Coding region: 73-1443 (456 amino acids)
Biological process (GO): heme A biosynthetic process
Cellular component (GO): mitochondrial inner membrane
Molecular function (GO): oxidoreductase activity, acting on NAD(P)H, heme protein as acceptor
Source: RefSeq, a predicted model, not a curated record